CGACGCGCUUUAAUUUGGUAUAAAAAUAGUUAUGUACGCUAUUUGAAAUUAUAGUGUUACCCCCUCGAAAAACAUUUUUACGCACCCUGUAUAGUAACUCUAUUUUGGACUUAGUUAUAAUAGUUUUUCAGAUAGACUUUAAUUUGAACUAAAAAAAAAAUUUUUAAACGGAUAAUGAAUUUGAUCGAUACUAUAUAAAAAUUCGCGUUCUUUUGGGAAUAAAUUCAAAGACAAUUCACGAAGAACUUGCAACAACUGUGGGACCCUAUGCUCCAUUAUAUCCAACAGUUGCAAGGUGGGCAAAACAUUUUCAUGAAGGAAAAGAAGAUAUCAAUGAUGAACCUCGAUCUGGUCGUCCGAUUUUCGAAUUUACAGAUGCAAAUAUUGAAUUGGUACGACAGGUUAUCAGCAAUGAUCCACAUUCAAGCUAUGAUGAUAUUAUAACUGAGACUUCUCUCUCCCAUGGUAUAAUAGAACAAGUUAACCACCACUGUCUCAAGAUGAAAAAAGUAAGAUUUCGUUGGGUACCCCAUCAACUGAAUGAUGAACAAAAGCGAGAACGAUUUAGACUUUGUCGCGAAAAUUUGGCGAAAUUUCGUGAUGGUUCCUGGCGAUUAUGUGAUAUUAUUACAGGUGAUGAGACAUCAAUUUACCCUGGGCAAAUUCGUCACAAGUCAACUAACGCAAGCUGGAUUGGUGGAGAUGAGUCACUAAUCCCUAUUGUUCGUCGAAGUAGAUUUGAACCAAAAACUUUAUUUUCUAUAUUCUUUAAAUCAAAUGGUCCUGUUCUUAUAAAUGCUGUUGAUAAAGGCAAUACUAUAAUAGGGUUAAAUUUAAAAUAUGAUCAGACUUUAACGCGUUUAGAAGCACAAAAAUGUUGCAUUUUAAAUAUGUUUACACUUAAAUCAUCGAAAAUUGCCCAAAGGAUCAAAAUACAAUCGUUGUCUCAAAUUUAG
Messenger RNA from Rotaria sordida, 956 nucleotides. NCBI's taxonomy places the organism in Eukaryota, Metazoa, Rotifera, Eurotatoria, Philodinida, Philodinidae. The record is from the annotation of a GenBank genome assembly.